This is a messenger RNA of Sinocyclocheilus grahami, 865 nucleotides long. Its product is annotated as opsin-3-like. The coding region runs from base 125 to 865 and encodes 246 amino acids. Gene Ontology annotation, biological process: G protein-coupled receptor signaling pathway. Gene Ontology annotation, molecular function: G protein-coupled receptor activity. The record is from RefSeq and is a predicted model, not a curated record. The transcript is spliced from 2 exons. NCBI's taxonomy places the organism in Eukaryota, Metazoa, Chordata, Actinopteri, Cypriniformes, Cyprinidae. Gene Ontology annotation, cellular component: membrane.
CAUGAUGCUGAUGCGCCGGGCUGCGCUGGGGUGUUCACUAAAGGAGACUAACGGAUCAAUUAGAGGCUCUUACCUCAAGAAAUCAAGCACUGGCUCAAAAUAACUUUUCUAACUAUUCCUAACGAUGUUUUCCGAGCAGGCUGAUUUAAAUGACAGCUUUAACACGAGCGAGGAAGAUCGGUUAACUCUUCUGGAUGAGGACUGGAGCGACUCGCCAGUGGAGACGCUCUCACGCGCGGGCUUCAUCGCCCUGUCAGUGUUCCUGGGAUUCAUCAUGACUUUCGGCUUUUUCAAUAACUUUAUCGUAUUAGUCCUCUUCUGUAAGUUUAAGACGCUCAGGACGCCAGUUAACGUGCUGCUUCUUAACAUUAGCGUCAGUGACAUGCUGGUGUGUAUGUUCGGGACGACCCUGAGCUUCGCGUCCAGUGUGCGGGGACGGUGGCUGCUCGGACGGAACGGCUGCAUGUGGUACGGCUUCAUCAACUCUUGCUUCGGCAUCGUAUCUCUGAUAUCCUUGGUGGUUCUUUCUUACGACCGCUACAGCACAUUGACGGUGUACCAUAACCGUGGUCCAGACUAUCGCAAGCCUCUUCUGGCAGUAGGGGGUUCGUGGCUGUACUCUUUGAUCUGGACGGUGCCCCCUCUUCUGGGCUGGAGUAGUUAUGGGCUGGAGGGUGCAGGAACCAGCUGCUCUGUAUCAUGGACCGAGCGUACGGCCAAGUCUCAUGCCUACAUCAUCUGUCUGUUUCUAUUCUGCUUGGGCAUACCAGUGCUCAUCAUGGUCUACUGCUAUGGGAGAUUGCUGUAUGCCGUCAAACAGGUAAACUGCAGUUCUGUGUUGUGCAUGAAAAACAGCUUGGAAUAG